Molecule: messenger RNA, 1011 nt
Organism: Desarmillaria tabescens
Lineage: Eukaryota; Fungi; Basidiomycota; Agaricomycetes; Agaricales; Physalacriaceae
Product: ribosomal family S4e-domain-containing protein
Exons: 5
Coding region: 133-921 (262 amino acids)
Biological process (GO): translation
Cellular component (GO): cytosolic small ribosomal subunit; ribosome
Molecular function (GO): RNA binding; structural constituent of ribosome
Source: RefSeq, a predicted model, not a curated record
CGUAUGUGUACCAACAACUUUGCUUUGUGUGACCUCUUGUGACUUCUUGUCACGCCCUGCCCACGGACCCCAACAAACUUUUGUUAACGGCGACUCGCUCCUCAAGACUCUUCAAGACACUCUGAAGCAAUCAUGGCCAGGGGACCCAAAAAGCAUUUGAAGCGCCUUUCAGCGCCCUCAUCAUGGAUGUUGGACAAGCUCAGCGGGACCUACGCUCCCCGUCCUUCGCCUGGUCCCCACAAGCUUCGCGAAUCCCUCCCUCUCACCGUCUUCCUCCGCAACCGUCUAAAGUAUGCCCUUACUGGUCGUGAAGUCACUGCUAUCGUCAUGCAGCGUCUCAUCAAAAUUGACGGAAAAGUGCGCACUGACGCUACCUACCCUGCUGGAUUCCAGGAUGUCAUUUCCAUCGAGAAGUCUGGCGAGUACUUCCGUCUACUCUACGAUGUCAAGGGUCGCUUCACGAUCCACCGCAUCACCGCUGAAGAAGCCAGCUACAAGCUCCUCAAGGUCCGCAAGGUCGCUUUUGGUGCCCGUGGUAUCCCCCAUGUUGUCACCCAUGAUGGCCGAACCAUCCGGUAUCCCGACCCCCUCAUCAAGGUCAACGACACCAUCAAGUUCGACCUUGAACAGAACAAAAUCGUCGACUUUGUCAAGUUCGACACUGGCAACAUUGUCAUGGUGACGGGCGGUCGUAACAUGGGUCGUGUUGGUGUUAUCGUACACAGAGAGAAGCACGUCGGAGGAUUCGAUAUUGUUCACGUCAAGGAUUCCUUGGACCGAACAUUCGCUACCCGGGUAUCUAACAUUUUCGUCAUUGGUGAGGGCGCCAAGCCUUGGAUAUCGCUGCCUAAGGGUAAGGGUGUCAAACUCACUAUCUCUGAGGAGCGUGACGUUAGGCGAAAACGGGCCACGGCGGAGUAGAUGUUCUUUAUGUGCUAUGUUGUGUCUGUGUGACCUCCUACUUCCACAUUCAAUUUAUGUCAUGCAACCCAUGGUCGAUAUCCCAAGCGU